AUGUUGUAUGGUUGUGCUCUCUUUGAUUACCUUGCUAGGAUCCAUUUGAUUGACAGUUUACAAUAUGGAAAUGUUGUUGGAUGCAGCAAAGCCAAGAAUCCAAGCUGCUUCUUCCCAAUUCCUCAAGCUGCAGAAUGUAUUACCCGUCUGGUUGAAAGAGCCAAUAUGCCAGCGAUAUAUCUUUCUACGAAUGCUGCAGAAAGUGAAACUGGUUUAUUGCAAUCCCUUGUUAUGCUGAAUGGGAAGACUGUGCCACUCAUUACACGGACGACUCGUAAUUCAGCUGAAAAGUGGGAUGCAUUAUUGUAUAGAAAAAAACUUGAUGGGGAUCCUCAGGUGGAGGCAAUGCUUGAUAAGACCAUUUCUGCAUUAUCUGGCGUGUUCAUUAGGGCUCUGGAAUCGACCUUCAAGGAGGACAUUCUUCGGUUACGCAGAGGGUGGGGAACAACAUCAAGAUGUGAUGAGUAUCUGUGUGAGGGUGAGGUGCCAAAUUUCAUUGCAGGAGAUGAAUGAAUGCAUGUGUAUGUAUACAUUG
Cynara cardunculus var. scolymus (artichoke) is the source of this 535-nucleotide messenger RNA. RefSeq names its product O-fucosyltransferase 14-like. Bases 1 to 513 code for a protein of 170 amino acids. The record is from RefSeq and is a predicted model, not a curated record. NCBI's taxonomy places the organism in Eukaryota, Viridiplantae, Streptophyta, Magnoliopsida, Asterales, Asteraceae. Gene Ontology annotation, molecular function: peptide-O-fucosyltransferase activity. The transcript is spliced from 3 exons. Gene Ontology annotation, biological process: protein O-linked glycosylation via fucose.